Messenger RNA from Colletotrichum karsti, 1386 nucleotides. RefSeq names its product golgi integral membrane protein. Gene Ontology annotation, biological process: regulation of intracellular pH. The coding region runs from base 1 to 1386 and encodes 461 amino acids. Gene Ontology annotation, cellular component: vacuole; membrane. NCBI's taxonomy places the organism in Eukaryota, Fungi, Ascomycota, Sordariomycetes, Glomerellales, Glomerellaceae. The transcript is spliced from 2 exons. The record is from RefSeq and is a predicted model, not a curated record.
AUGACCGGCCGCCGAUCUCCCUCGUCCUCCGGCCUCCUCCCCAUGCCCGGCUCGCCGUCCUCGUCCUGGGCGCUCUACCGCGCCCGCCUGUCCGCCAUCUUCCGCCAUGCCGACACACAAGUUAUCGUGGCCUUUUGGCUGCUCGGCCUGAUCAAUAACGUCCUCUACGUAAUUAUCCUCUCCGCCGCCCAGGACCUCGUCGGCUCCUCCGUCCCGAAAGGCGUCGUCCUCCUCGCCGACGUCCUCCCCUCCUUCUUCACCAAGCUCGUCGCACCCUACUUCAUCCACCGCGUCCCCUACGCCCUCCGCGUCGUCGUCCUCAUCGCCCUCUCCGUCUGCGGCAUGCUCCUCGUCGCCCUCACCCCGCCCGAGAAGUCCGUCGCCGUCAAGAUGAUCGGCGUCGUCAUCGCCAGCCUCUCCUCCGGCGGCGGCGAGCUCAGCUUCCUCGGCCUCACCCAUUACUACGGCCCCAUGAGCCUCGCCGGCUGGGGCAGCGGCACCGGCGCCGCCGGCCUCAUCGGCGCCGGCCUCUACGUCGUCCUCACCGACUGGUGGAAGUUCAGCGUCCGGAACAGCCUGCUCUUCUCCGCCUGCCUGCCAUCCGUCAUGUUCGUCAGCUUCUUCCUCAUCCUGCCCAAGGGCCCGCUGCAGACGGGCAAGAAGGAGUACACGGCGGUCCCGGAGCAGGACCUCGAGGACGACGAGGUCGAGGGGCUGUCGCAGAACGCGGCGUCCUCGGCGCUCCUCGCCCCUGGCCCGGGCGUCACCUCGACGGCGUACCCGGCCGGCAGCGGGCACCAGCACCACCAGCACCACGACGCCAGCUUCGAGGCGAACCUGCGGCGCGCCAAGCGGCUCUUCUUCCCCUACAUGCUGCCGCUGCUGCUGGUGUACAUCGCCGAGUACACGAUCAACCAGGGUGUGUCGCCGACGCUUCUGUUCCCGCUGUCGUCGUCGCCCUUCAACGAGUUUCGCGAGUUUUAUCCCUUCUACGGCUUCUUGUACCAGCUGGGCGUCUUCGUCUCGCGGUCCUCGACGCCCUUCGUGCGCAUCCACCGCCUGUACCUGCCCUCGCUGCUGCAGGUCGGCAACCUGGCGCUGCUGACGGCGCACGCCAUGUUCGACUUCAUCCCGUCCGUGUACGUGGUCUUCGUGGUCGUCUUCUGGGAGGGGCUGCUGGGCGGCGCGGUGUACGUGAAUACCUUUGCCGAGAUCAUGGAGCGGGUGCCGGCCGAGGAUCGGGAGUUCAGCCUGAGCGCGACGAGCGUGAGCGACAGCGGGGGGAUCUGCGUCGCUGGGUUCCUGGGGAUUUUGAUGGAGGUCAGGCUUUGCGAGUGGCAGGUUGCGAGGGGGCGGGAUUGGUGUCGGAAGAUCAAGGUCGGGUAG